This is a messenger RNA of Oikopleura dioica, 825 nucleotides long. The record is from the annotation of a GenBank genome assembly. Lineage: Eukaryota; Metazoa; Chordata; Appendicularia; Copelata; Oikopleuridae.
AUGGCUACUCAAAAGCUUCUCUAUGCUGGCCUUGGUGCUCUCACCGCUGGAUACGGUGUUAUGAACAGUAUCUACACCGUCGAUGGUGGUCACAGAGCUGUUUUGUUCUCUCGAGUCGGAGGCGUCCAGAGCGAAGACAUCAAGACCGAAGGAAUGCACUUCAAAAUCCCAUGGCUCCAGUGGCCCCUGAUCUACGACAUUCGUUCUCAAGCAUACAAGGUCGUCUCGCCCUCUGGAACCGCUGAUUUGCAGAUGGUCGACAUCGGUCUCCGUGUUCUCUACCGCCCUCAGCCAGACAGAAUCGGUAUUAUCGCGCAGACUAUUGGUGAGGACUUCUCUGAUAAAGUGUUGCCCUCAAUCAUUCAUGACACUCUUAAAUCUGUGAUGGCUCAAUAUAAUGCUGCUUCACUUUUGACAAAACGUAACGAGGUGUCUAUGGCUAUCAGAAAUGAUCUCGAGCAGCGAGCACGUGACUUUAACAUUAUUCUCGAUGACGUUGCUAUCACGGAUACCCAGUUUAGUCCUCUCUUCACUCAAUCAAUUGAAAACAAGCAGAUUGCUCAGCAGCAAGCCUUCCAAGCCAAGUUCAUCGUUCAACAAGCGCUAGAAGAAAAGAAGCAGAAGAUUGUCUCGGCUGAGGGAGAAGCUCAAUCCGCAACUUUAAUCGGUGAAGCUCUGAAGAAAAACCCAGCUUAUCUCAAGCUUCAAAGAAUAGAGUACGGAAAGAAGGUCUCUCGAGUCAUCGCUCAAAGCCCCAACAAGGUUAUGAUGGAUACUGGAAACUUAUUGCUCGACGUCAAGGGAGUCGACACAAUGAUGAAAUAA